Messenger RNA from Poecilia reticulata (guppy), 1507 nucleotides. RefSeq names its product alpha-2,8-sialyltransferase 8F-like. Lineage: Eukaryota; Metazoa; Chordata; Actinopteri; Cyprinodontiformes; Poeciliidae. Gene Ontology annotation, molecular function: alpha-N-acetylneuraminate alpha-2,8-sialyltransferase activity. Gene Ontology annotation, biological process: N-glycan processing; oligosaccharide metabolic process. The record is from RefSeq and is a predicted model, not a curated record.
CUUCAAAGUCCUCYGAUGCAGAUAAGCAGACGGAAGGUGAGGGGAUUAUCUGGAAAAGUUAGCAAAAAGGAAAAAAAAGGAUGAGGGGAAGGAUUUUCACUUCAAUCGUCUUCAUUGGGAGUGUGUUGACUCUGGUGUGGUUCUUACAGGACAUCAGCAAUGGGGAAAGUAACCAAAACCAGCAGAAGAUGAGAAGCGCACCUGACACCAUUGCUGCUUGUAAAAACUGCGGAGAGAAAAUUAAGCAGGCAUUAGAUGUAUACUCUGAAACCUGGACAAAACAAGACUUCAACUAUGAAAAAUUCAGGUUGGACCUCAGAGUUAACGUCAACGGUUUUGAUGAAGCCGUCAUAACCCAGACGAACACUCCAGUGGGAUCCAGGCUUGUUUAUGACGGUGAGAGGAAGAGGAUUAUGAAUGUGACCCAACAGAUUUACGACUUAUUUCCAAAGGGUCAUCCUUUCUCAAAUAAAAGAUGGGACACAUGUGCUGUCAUCGGGAAUGGUGGGAUCGUUGCAGACAGCAGUUGUGGAAAAAUGAUAAAUUCAGCUGAUUUUGUCAUCAGGUGUAACCUGCCUCCUUUGUCAAACGGAUAUGAGAAAGACGUUGGAACCAAGACAAACCUUGUAACAGCAAACCCAACCAUUCUCUUAAGGAAGUUUGAGUCUCUAGUGGGACGUCGACGUCCACUAAUGAAAAAGCUGAGUAGCUACGGCAACUCGAUGCUGCUCCUCCCUGCCUUCUCGUUUGGCAUGAAUACAGCUGUUUGCAUGCGAACUCUUUACACCAUUCAGGACUUUGACUCUGCCAUCCAACCUGCCUUCAUCAACCCUGAAUACCUCAUUAAACUCUCCAAAUUCUGGCGCGCACACGGGCUGAAAGAAGCACGGCUCAGCACCAGAGUCAUGAUGGCAAGCCUGGCACUGGAGCUUUGUGACAACGUGCAUCUUUAUGGAUUCUGGCCAUUUGGUAUUCAUCCAUUCAACUUCAAAAACUUGACUAACCACUAUUAUGACGACGUCAAAGCAAAUACCUAUUUUCACUCCAUGCCGGUAGAGUUCAGCAUACUCCUCCAGUUACACAAAAAUGGUGUGCUACGCCUACACCUUGGGGACUGUCGAUAAGAUCAUAUCCAGUCCAUCAACCCAUAAAGGAGAACAAGUUCUUGUUUUGUAAUGACAGGGUGACAAUGACUGAGAUGCUUAGUCCUGUUGAGAGAAAGGGAUUGAAUAUGUCAAAGGUAUCUGGGAACUGUCUUCUCUAGGCAGGUAUUUCAACUAUAACACACUGUCAAUUCAAAUAUUUAUAUUUAUUAUUGUAAAUGACAAAAACUGCAUUGAAUCAAACUGACCACUAUUGAGAAAAAAGGGUAAAUAGUCACUUGUAUACACAAUGGCAGGAAUCAGGUUUUUUGGUUGUAUCAGAAUGGUAUUGAGUCUUAUAUUUAUUUGGGGAAAUAUUGCAUUUAUGUUGCAAUCCACAAAAUAAAAAUCACUUUUACUGGUUA